Molecule: messenger RNA, 3003 nt
Organism: Ylistrum balloti
Lineage: Eukaryota; Metazoa; Mollusca; Bivalvia; Pectinida; Pectinidae
Exons: 2
Coding region: 1-3003 (1000 amino acids)
Biological process (GO): DNA integration
Molecular function (GO): nucleic acid binding
Source: RefSeq, a predicted model, not a curated record
AUGGACAGGUACGGGAAAAGGCCCUACCAAUAUUUCAAGCUAUUACAGACAGCCCAAAGGGAACCUAAGGAAACAUACAGAGGACUUAUAGCAAGAAUUGAACAAUAUCUUACUAGAUUUGUGGACGCAGUAGAGGAUGUCAUGGAAAAAUUCAAAGAGGAAUAUUUUCUUAGUGCAUUGCCAGUGUCACAAGCACAAUGGAUACGCCGUAACAAAGGGUCAAGCAGUGUGGUUGAAGCCGCAGAGGAUUAUAUUCUACCUGAACGGAAUAUAAACAAAUCAACGCAAGGAGAGGUCAAUGGCCGUGAUAUUAGUUUUGUGAAAGACACUGGGUCAGCGAUGACCUUGAUUAGGGAAGACCUGGUGGACCCAAGUUGUGUAUUGGAGGGUCAGCGGGAGAUGUACAGCGACUGGACAGCCGUUUUCGCCAAACUGGCUAUCGUUGAUAUGGACACGCCAUAUUAUCAGGGACAUGCUCAGGUCGGAUUAGUGCCUGACCUUGUCGCUGAAGCCCUGUUGGGGGUAGACAUCAUAGAGAGACAAUCAAAGGCUGUGAAUGUUGUUACGCGUGCACAACAUCGUAAUAACAUUGCUGAAGAAAGGCUAGCUGAGGACAAGGCAAAGGAAUGCCAUGUAAAAGUUGGAAUGGACCCCGACACGGACCAAGUGGAUGCCAGUAAGGGAAGUGAUGUUGGACAGGCGAACGAUGUGGACCUGGACCAUGGCGAUGGCGUUGGUGAGGACAUUGACAACAUCAGUGAGACUGUAUCCCACAGCAAUGGGGAUGAUACAGUUAACAUCACAACAGAGGAACCGCUUGAACUUUCUGCUGUAAAUGCUGAAGUGCUUAGUAAGCUUCAGCAGGAAGAUCCAACUUUAGCCAACAUUCGGAGAAAAGCUGCAAGUUCAGAGGAAUCUGUGCAGGAAGAUAGGAAUGCCCUGUACUGGGAAAAUGGGAUUCUCCGUAGGAAAUGGGAGUCUAGUGAUGGAGCCCAACAUGGAGUCCAGGUAGUACUACCAGAGGCACUACGUCUCAAUAUCAUUAAAUUGGGACAUGAUAGACCACUUGCGGGACAUUUAGGGAUAGAAAAGACCAAAGAGCGUGUCGUUAAUUCGUUCUAUUGGCCAGGAAUUUUUAAGGACAUACAGGAAUACUGUAGUACUUGUAACGUAUGUCAAAAGACCGCCAGAAGACGUGGUGACGAGAAAGCUCCAUUAGGACAACCACCGAUCAUUAGUGAGCCAUUUUACAAAAUAUCUAUGGAUGUUGUUGGGCCACUGUCUCGAACAAAGAAGGGGAACAGGUUUAUUCUUACCGUUAUGGAUGACGCAACAAGGUACCCAGAGGCUUUUGCAUUAAAGAAUGUGGACGCAGAAACCAUAGCUAACACAUUGGUGGAACUGUUCAGUAGGGUAGGAGUGCCUCGUGUUAUUCUGACAGACCAGGGCACAAAUUUCACCUCAAAAAUGAUACAAGAACUCUACCGUGUGAUGGGAAUCAAGGGCAUAACAACAUCGCCAUAUCACCCACAGGCUAAUGGGAAGGUAGAAAGAUUUAACGCAACUCUCAAAGCUGUGUUAAAGAAACUCUGCACGUCAAAUCAGGAAGCCUGGGACGAGCUGUUGCCAUAUGCAUUGUUUGCAUAUAGGGAAGUACCCCAUGAGGAAACGGGAUUCUCACCAUUUGAGAUGCUAUAUGGAUGGCCGGUCAGAGGACCAUUACAGAUUUUAGAGCAAGCCAUGACAGGUGAAGGAGAGCUUAGAAAAUCUGUCAUUGACCAUGUUGUUCAGAUGAGAGAAAAGCUCGCAAUGGUUAGAGAAACAGUACAGGAAAACCUGACAAUCAAACGGCAAAAGAUCAAAGAGUGGUACGACAGGAGCGCCACAAAACGGGAACUUCGACCUGGGGACGAGGUUCUACUAUUACUACCAUCAGACACAUCAAAAAUGGUCGCCCAAUGGAAAGGACCAUAUAGGGUCAUAAGGAAAGUCAACGACGUCAACUAUGAGGUCAAUGUUGGAGGACGUCGUAAACGAGUUGUUUAUCAUAUCAACCUACUACGGAAGUACAAUAGAGCUGUCCAAAACGUCAUGUUUGUCGAAAAGGUUGACAUCGCCGAUUCUGAUUUUGACGGUUCUAAUUCAACAUUGGAGGUAACACUGGAUGUUACACUUGGCAAAAUGUUAGAUAAGUCACAGCGCCAAGAAAUCCGUCAGCUUUGUCAAGAAUACAGUGAUGUCAUAAAUCCUAAUCCAGGAAAAACAUUGUUAGUUACGCACAGCCUGAGGACAACGUGUGAGAAACCAAUCCGACAACAGCCAUACAGAAUUCCUCAAGCCAAAAAACAAGAGGUGAAGAAAAUGUUGGAUGAAAUGAUAGAGCGUGGUUAUAUAACACCUUCCUCAAGUCCAUACUCAUCUCCAAUAGUUUUGGUGGAAAAGAAGGAUACUACAACUCGGCUAUGUGUGGAUUACAGGAAACUCAACGACGUAACUGUAUGUGACGGGUACCCAAUACCCAGGGUGGACGAGAUAUUUGAAAAGCUAGGCAAAGCUCAAUACCUCAGCACUAUGGACCUAGCAAAGGGAUACUGGCAGAUACCUCUGUCUCCAGAUUCACAGGAAAAGUCAGCUUUCGUAACUGAAUUUGGACACUUCCAAUUCAAGGUAAUGCCUUUUGGUAUGAAAACAGCGCCUGCUACAUUUGCAAGAACGAUGGACAGACUGUUAGCAGGAGUAGAACAUGUGUUCGCUUACUUUGAUGAUAUAGUGGUAUACAGCGACACAUGGAAGGAACACCUUGAACAUAUCAAGACUGUAUUGGACAAACUUCGGGAAAGUGGAUUAACAGUAAAGCCAUCAAAAUGUCAAUUUGGUGAAGAGGAACUUUACUGUCUGGGACACAUUGUCGGGAAAGGAAAGCUUAAACCAGAUAGUCGGAAGGUUCAAGCCAUGGUUGACUUCCCCCCCCCCAAACCAAAAAAGGGAUUAGGUCAUUUCUAG